GUUCUGCGGUUCUCGGACGCGGGUAUGUUACAUGAGCCACGUGGUCUCGGAACAACUUGUAAGACGGAGCUUCCCCACACACUCACUUACACUGGCCAUGGCUGCUACGGCACCGUCUCGCUCGCCUGCCGGUAAGCUAUCUGCUGACUGGAAGGGAACCAGCGCAACAGGUAACAGCACUAGGAAUUACAUCGGCGGAGAGUUCGUGGAUAGCACGUCAGAUAAAUGGCAUGACGUCCUUGAUCCCGCCACGCAGACAUUGUUGACACGCGUCCCUGAGACAACGCCAUCCGAGUUUGAUCGGGCUAUUGAGGCUGCCUCUCACGCCUACAAGUCAUGGAGUAGAACAAGCGUUCUUGCACGACAACGUUUUGUGAUCGAAUUGCAGCACUUGAUCCGCAAAAACGCCGAAGCUCUCGCUGACAGCAUCGUUUUACAGCAGGGUAAAACCCUCGCUGACGCACAUGGUGACGUCCUCCGUGGCUUGCAGGUCGUGGAAACGGCGAUCGGAAUUACCUCUACUCUAAUGGGCGAGAAAUUAGAAGUCAGCAGAGAUAUGGACACCGAGGUUCGCAAAGUCCCUCUCGGCGUAUGUGCGAGCAUAGCACCUUUCAACUUCCCAGCAAUGAUACCGUUGUGGACAAUUCCCAUGGCAACAGUCACUGGGAACACCCUCAUUCUCAAGCCCUCUGAACGUGACCCAGGCGCAGCAAUGAUAAUAGCGGAACUUUGCGAAAGAGCAGGACUUCCCGCGGGAGUGCUCAACGUUGUUCAUGGUACUGUUCCAAUUGUCAAUGCCAUAUGCGAUAGCCCUGCUAUCAAGGCGAUCAGCUUUGUCGGUGGGGACAGGGCAGGUCGUCACAUUUUUGAACGAGGCACCAGGAAUGGAAAGCGAGUGCAGGCUAAUAUGGGGGCUAAAAACCAUGCGGUACUGAUGUCCGAUGCCAACAAGAACCUUGCUCUCAACUCGGUACUGGGAGCUGCCUUUGGCGCCGCUGGGCAACGGUGUAUGGCCGUCUCCGUUGUUAUUCUCGUUGGAACUGCUCAGUCUUGGCUCCCUGACCUUGUCGAGCGGGCGAAGAAGUUACAAGUAAACGGAGGUUUCGAAAAAGGUGCAGACCUCGGUCCUUUGAUCUCGCCUGCUUCCAAGAAACGAGUCGAAGAAACCAUAUCUUCAGUUGAGCAGGAAGGUGGUCGAAUCCACCUUGAUGGCCGUGGGAUCUCGGUGCCAGGAUAUCCUAAUGGCAAUUUCGUCGGCCCGACUAUCAUAGAGGCAGACACGACUAUGAGGUGCUACCGGGAAGAGAUAUUUGGACCUGCACUCACAGUCAUUACUGCCGACACGCUGGACGAUGCUCUCGAUAUCAUCAAUGCAAAUCCGUACGGGAAUGGCGCUGUCAUCUUCACUCAGUCAGGGGCGACUGCACGUAAGUUCGAGACCGAGGUCAAUGUUGGUCAGGUUGGCAUCAAUGUACCCAUCCCUGUACCUCUUCCUAUGUUUGCUUGGAGCGGGAACAAGGGCAGUGUUUUGGGAGAUAUUGGGUUCUAUGGCAAGAGUGGGAUCAAUUUUUACACUCAGAACAAGACCACUACCAGUCUCUGGCGAGCAGAAGACGCCGUCGGAAAUCGGGCAUCAGUUAACAUGCCAACGAUGAACUAGUUGCGCUUGGCUUCAUCUAUUUCCGAAUUGACUUGGGUCGGUAAAUACUUUGUACUUAUACAUCGCACAACGGGUAUCAUUUCAACACGAAAGACCGAUUAUUUCCCCACAACCUCGUCUAAAAAUGCGUUAGAAAGAUUCGUGCACUGUUCAAAGCAUCGUUGGAACCCCGUCUGCACGACAAAAAUGUGAGUGUUUUUCCGCUGACAAGGGGCACAGGAUAGACGUACGAUACCACCAUAGUAAGGGUC
Molecule: messenger RNA, 1911 nt
Organism: Pisolithus orientalis
Lineage: Eukaryota; Fungi; Basidiomycota; Agaricomycetes; Boletales; Pisolithaceae
Product: methylmalonate-semialdehyde dehydrogenase
Exons: 18
Coding region: 32-1660 (542 amino acids)
Biological process (GO): thymine catabolic process; L-valine catabolic process
Cellular component (GO): mitochondrion
Molecular function (GO): methylmalonate-semialdehyde dehydrogenase (acylating, NAD+) activity; malonate-semialdehyde dehydrogenase (acetylating, [NAD(P)+]) activity
Source: RefSeq, a predicted model, not a curated record